This is a messenger RNA of Lampris incognitus (smalleye Pacific opah), 734 nucleotides long. RefSeq names its product RING finger protein 222. Lineage: Eukaryota; Metazoa; Chordata; Actinopteri; Lampriformes; Lampridae. The transcript has a single exon. The record is from RefSeq and is a predicted model, not a curated record. The coding region runs from base 1 to 630 and encodes 209 amino acids.
AUGGCAUUCCACAUGCAGAAAGCCCGGGAGGACUCUGAGGACUCAGAGUGUCCGGUUUGUUAUGAGUGUCUGCCGGACUCAAAGAGGACCCUGAGCUGUGGACACGUCUUCUGCCACGACUGUCUGGUCAAAACCCUGGUCAGCGUCCACGGAGACGGCGUCGUCAGGGACACCAUCGUCUGUCCUAUCUGCAGACACCUCACUUUCAUUAAAAAGCAAAAGGCGGACGCGGAGUCCCUCAUCGGGGAGAAGGACGGGGGCGAGCGGCAGACUCUGGAGGUGCCCGUCCCCCUCCCGCCGGGGGACGCGCACCUCCGCAGCGCCUCCGCCGACGCUUUACCGGCGGGCUUUAACAGGGCGCUGCGCUGCCUUAGGGGGGUUUCGGAGCGAGUGCGACGUCAGAGGGUGGUCGGUCCCGGCCAAAAUGACUCUCAGAUCUUCGUCAUCAGCGCCCAGGGCCGACCCAUGGCCGAAGAGGAGGCGGUGGGCGUUGUGGUGACUGUAGUCCGGCAGCGCCUGCACCCAAGACGCAGGGUUUGCACGGCGGGGCGGUGUUUGCUCUUGCUGCUUUCCAUAUUCACCAUACUCGCCCUGGUGGCUGCUACCUUACCUUGGAUCCUGCUGGCGUAGCGAGACUCGGAGACACGGCGCAGUGUCCCGGAUCCCUCGCGGUGGGGCAUGCGCGGAAUUCCUCUCGGAGAUGCUCGAUAAAGAAACGAGUGCCAAAGUGCCAG